This is a messenger RNA of Coregonus sp. 'balchen', 2346 nucleotides long. NCBI's taxonomy places the organism in Eukaryota, Metazoa, Chordata, Actinopteri, Salmoniformes, Salmonidae. The record is from the annotation of a GenBank genome assembly.
AUGAGGACCAUGGGCUACAUGCCCACAGAGAUGGAGCUCAUCGAGCUGGGCCAGUCCAUCUGUGAGUCUGAUGGCAUCGUCAACAUGAGGCAGGGGAAACACCACAGAAUCAUAGAAUAUCUGAAACUCUAGAGUGCUAUGGCAGAAACUAGGUUGAUUAUUACAACGAAUUAUGAACCAAGGAAGCACAAAGUCAGGAAAUAUUUAGGCGAAGAAAGGUAUUAUCCAUAUCCAUAUUGUACUAUGAGUAAUAGUAGUCAUGUUUUUAUCUGGUCUGUAGGUGGCGGCAAACUAGACUUUGAGGACUUUGUGGAGCUGAUGGGCCCAAAGAUGCUGGCAGAGACAGCAGACAUGAUCGGAGUGAAAGAACUGAGAGAUGCAUUCAAGGAGGUCAGUCUCUCUCUCUCCCUUAGAUUGUGUUGGCUCAAAGCUGACAGAGAUGGUUGCUGUCUCUCUCAUGUGAGUAAAUGUCGCUAUAUCCUCCCUCCCCUCUCUCUCCCUUUAUCUCUCUCUCUCUCUCUUUGUCUUUCUCUAUCUCUCUGUCUCGCUCUUUCUCUCUCUCACUCUCUCUUUCUUUCUAUUUCUUGGACUCUGUCUCUUUCUUUUUCUCUGUCUCUCUUUCUCUGUCUCUGUCUCUCUCUCUCUCUCUCUCUCUCUGUGUGUCUCUUUCUCUGUCUCUCUCUCUCUUUCUCUGUCUCUCUCUCUCUCUUUCUCUGUCUCUGUCUGUCUGUCUCUCUCCGUCUCUUUCUCUGUCUCUUUCCCUCUCUCAGUUUGAUGCUAACGGUGAUGGUAAGAUCAGUAUAAUGGAGCUGAGGGAGGCCAUGAAGAAGCUGAUGGGAGAACAGCUGACCAACAGAGAGAUUGACGAGAUCCUCCGAGAUGUGGACCUCAACGGGGACGGACUGGUCGACUUUGAGGGUGUGUGUGUGUGUGUGUGUGUGUGGGUUGGUUCUUCUAUCCUUGUGGGGACCUAAAAUCCCCAAAUGUCCCCACAAGGAUAGUAAAACAAGGAAAAUCUCCCUCAUAGGGACAUUUCCCAUGUCCCCAUGAGGACAAAGGCUAUUUUAAGCUUAGGGGUUAGGUUUAGGAUUAGGGUUACGGGUUAAGGUUAGGGUUAGGGUUAAGGUUAGGGCAAGGUUAGGGUAAAAUCAAAUCAAAUCACAUUUUAUUUGUCACAUGCACCGAAUACAACAGGUGUAGACCUUACAGUGAAAUGCUUACUUACAAGCCCUUAACCAACAAUGCAGUUAAGAAAAAUAAGUGUUAAGUAAAAAAUAGAUAAGUAAAAAUAAGAAAAUAAUAAGUAAAAAUAAGAAAAAUAAAAAAUAAUUAAAGAGCAGCAGUAAAAUAACUUAGUGAGGCUAUGUGUGGCUAUGUACUGGUACAGAGUCAAUGUGCGGGGGCACAGGUUAGUCGAGGUAAAUUGAGGUCAUAUGUUCUUGUGGGUAGAGGUAAAGUGACUAUGCAUAGAUAAUAAACAGAGAGUAGCAGCAGCGUAAAAAGAGGGGUUGGGGGGGGGACAAUACAAAUAGUCCGGGUAGCCAUUUGAUUAUCUGUUCAGGAGUCUUAUGGCUUGGGAGUAGAAGCUGUUAAGAAGCCUUUUGGACCUAGACUUGGCGCUCCGGUACCGCUUGCCGUGCGGUAGCAGAGAGAACAGUCUAUGACUAGGGUGGCUGGAGUCUUUGGCAAUUUUUAGGGCCUUCCUCUGACACCGCCUGGUAUAGAGGUCCUGGAUGGCAGGAAGCUUGGCCCCAGUGAUGUACUGGGCCGUACGCACUACCCUCUUUAGUGCCUUGCGGUUGGAGGCCGAGCAUUUGCCAUAUCAGGCGGUGAUGCAACCAGUCAGGAUGCUCUCGAUGGUGCAACUGUAGAACUUUUGAGGAUCUGAGGACCCAUGCCAAAUCUUUUCAGUCUCCUGAGGGGGAAUAGGCUUUGUCGUGCCCUCUUCAUGACUGUCUUGGUGUAUUUGGACCAUGAUAGUUUGUUGGUGAUGUGGACACCAAGGAACUUGAAGCUCUCAAUCUGCUUGGUCCUCCUUUUCCUGUAGUCCACAAUCAUCUCCUUUGUCUUGAUCACGUUGAGGGAGAGGUCAGGAUUAGGUUUAGAGUUAGGGGUUAGGAAAAAUGGAAAUUAAUUUGAGGUCCCCACGAGGAUAGAAGAACCUAACGUGUGUGUGUGUGUGUGUGUAUGUGUGUGUGUGUGCGCAUGCAAAGUUUCAGUGUUGAUUUAUGUUUGUCAGAAACCGUGGCUUCAGCUUUUUCGUUGGUUUGUUUAUAGGAUAAUAAUUUCUCCUUUUUGUCUUUCUGUCACUAUCUCUCCCUCUUUUCACAGAAUUUGUUCGAAUGA